UAUUGUCACACAACCGAAACUUUCGAAGGUUCAGAGUGGAGGAAGCAUAUCCAAACAGGUGGGACCACGGAGCUGUAAAACCCCACAAAGAAGAAAAAAAUUACUAUUUCACUCAUUUGGCUUCAUCAUGGCUUCUCAGGGGCUUCAGAUUCUUGGUAUCCUGCUGUCCUUCAUUGGCUGGCUGGGCACCAUCAUCACCUGCGCUCUGCCUAUGUGGAGGGUCACCGCUUUCGUGGGGGCAAACAUCGUCACCGCACAAGUGAUCUGGGAGGGUCUGUGGAUGACCUGCGUUGUCCAGAGCACAGGACAGAUGCAGUGCAAGGUAUACGACUCCAUGCUGGCUCUACCUAGUGACAUGCAGGCUGCCAGGGCUAUGGUGAUCAUCUCUGUGAUCGUAGGGGUGUUUGGUAUGCUCAUGGCCGUUGUUGGAGGGAAGUGCACCAACUGCAUGGAGGACGAGGCGUCCAAAGCCAAAGCCUGCAUCGUCUCUGGGGUGAUCUUCAUUAUAACAGCCGUGAUGAUCCUCAUACCCGUCUCCUGGUCAGCUCAUGCAAUCAUCAGAGACUUCUACAACCCCAUGGUGAUUGCCGCACAGAGACGGGAGCUGGGAGCUGCACUCUACAUUGGGUGGGGUUCUGCAGGCCUGUUGCUUCUAGGAGGAGGUCUGCUCUGCAACAACUGCCCCCCAAAAGACAACAGACCGUACACGCCAGCCAAGUUCGGCCCUGCAAGGACCGUGUCAUCAAAUAUGGACUAUGUGUAAGCUCUUUGGUUAGAGGCAUUUUUAAGUCACUUUGAAAUAAUAGUAAUAGCUAAAAAAAAAAACAUUUCAUUUUAUUUCUUAGCUCUUUCUUAGUCAUGAAGUCUUUUUUAUUAAAUUGUGAUGAUUAAAAUAUUUUAGCAAGAUUUUUGAGUAGCCUUUUAAAGCCAUUAUUUAACCAAUGAUAUUUUACUUAUAUUUUGUCUUAUGAUAAAUAAGCAAAGCUAUGAUGAAUCUGAGUCGUGUGAACCUUUAUGAAGGAUGUACCAACCAGUCAGCCAGAAACUUGAAUCAACCAAAUUUCCCAUUGUCUGCUCUGAUUAUUGGAUCAAAUACUAAAAAAUCUCUUUUGCUUUUUUUUUUUUUUAAAGUACUUUUAUUAUUUUUAAUUUAAAAAAUAAACCGAAAUUAAGACCUCCAAGUUGUAAUGAUCUAUUUUUUUUUUGUUGGAUUUAGUUUCCAUACAUAUAGAAAAUCCUGAAGCACAUUAAAGGAAUUUUACAUUUUUGCAAGUGAUAAAAUUUUAAAGAUUUCAAAGAAAACAUCAAAUUCUUGCCCAGAAUAGCCUGGGUUGGGCAUUGCUUAUAUGUAAUGGUUCUAAGAUCUGUUUUUAACUGCACUAUUUCUCCACAAUGACACAAUUGUAAAUGGACAUUAAAUGAGCAGCACUGUAUGAAGAGUUGCAGAACACUGCAGAAUUUUCAAAUAUCUUCCAAAUGUCUUCAACAUAUGUUUAAAUUGACGUUUCCUCUGUGAGAACACUGUUUGCUGUGUGAUAAGACUCACAGGAAUCCAGCUGAGGAGCCGCCUGGGAAUUUACUGUAACCGACUGAGAUGUUGGCCAUGCUGUAAUGGACUGCGCUUGUGUGGAGACACUGAUUUAGUGUUUCUGUCUCGAGUAAAAUGGAUGUCACUGGGAAGACAACAGAGGGCUGCGUUUGCUUGAACCCAUGUUGCCAGGGAACAGUUUAAUGUGUUGAAAGCAUGAAUGUUUUCAGCUUGCUCUGUGAUAGGACAUCUGCUCAGCCUGGUUAGGAAAAUGCAAUGCUUUGAACAUCUUUAAUUCUUCACAUAUAGAUGCAUUUAUUAAGGAAUUAAAAGAUUUUUAAAAAGCCCAGCCAAAAAAGAACCUUACUGUUUAUCGCUUUUUUCAUUUUUUUUAGCACAAUGCUGGAAGAAAAUGCAGUUAUAUAACUAUUGAUGUGUCAUGUUUCACCAGCGGGUUUUAAUCUUUAGUUUGUAUUUUACCUUGAUUAAAAAAACAGUUUGGCAAAAUGAUUUCUUUGCUUUUUUUUCCUCAAAGGUCACUUUUAAAAGGAAUGUGCUGCCUUAGCUGUAUAAGAGUUAUAAGGUUAAAUUCAAAACCAUCACAUUUGCUGUCAAAAUGUUUCAUGAUGUUGCAAAUAAAAUAGAAUUUGAAUGUACUUUAAAA
Messenger RNA from Cyprinodon tularosa, 2192 nucleotides. Its product is annotated as claudin-4-like. The record is from RefSeq and is a predicted model, not a curated record. Bases 128 to 763 code for a protein of 211 amino acids. Gene Ontology annotation, biological process: cell adhesion; bicellular tight junction assembly. Gene Ontology annotation, molecular function: structural molecule activity. The transcript has a single exon. Gene Ontology annotation, cellular component: bicellular tight junction; plasma membrane. Lineage: Eukaryota; Metazoa; Chordata; Actinopteri; Cyprinodontiformes; Cyprinodontidae.